This is a messenger RNA of Andrographis paniculata, 2379 nucleotides long. RefSeq lists its product as uncharacterized. Gene Ontology annotation, biological process: tRNA pseudouridine synthesis. Lineage: Eukaryota; Viridiplantae; Streptophyta; Magnoliopsida; Lamiales; Acanthaceae. The record is from RefSeq and is a predicted model, not a curated record. The transcript has 15 exons. Bases 52 to 1944 code for a protein of 630 amino acids. Gene Ontology annotation, molecular function: RNA binding; pseudouridine synthase activity.
CUUCUACACCUAUGCGCCUACGCAGAUUUAAAAAAACAAACAAAUAAAUAAAUGGCCGAACCGGCGGUUCACGGUUUGCGGUCGAGAUGUAACCGCCGGUUCGAACCGAUGGUUCGGGACCGAAUGGGCAAAGUUAACAAAUUGCAAAUCGACUUUAGCGAGCACGCACGCCUUCUCCUUUUCCCUCCGAACGAGUGCUGCUGCGCUGCGCUUGCUGUGAUAGAGAGAAGUUGUGCCAUGGCCAGCGGCAGUCCGUCGGUUUGCGUACACAAUGAGGAGGCGCAACUGGCUGUUUCCACCGCCGGAGCCAAAGAUACCUUGGAAGUUCUUCGGGAAUCCGUCUCUACGCUGCCGCGUCGUCCUGUCGAAGACUUGCUUUCACACGGCGUAUGUGCAAGAUGCGUGCUCAGACUAUUUUCACAACAUGAGCAAAUCUGUUCUGUUUCAUCCAUGGAAGCAUCAGUUCUGAGCUCCAUUCUUUAUGACUUAGUAAACUCCGAAGGAGAUGAAGUUAAUAAUAUUUUUAGUGAUUCGAAAGACCUUGCGGACUUGGGGUCCGAACAAAAUUCCAAAGAGGAGAUUAAAGUAUGUAGUUUGUGUCUAGGCAUUCUGCAGUUUAUGUAUAACGAUGAAAAAGGAAACUUGGUGUGCAAGGAUUGCCCCAAUAAUUUUACUGCUGCAAUUGAGCUUAUUGUGAAGCAAGAGGGCCAUCAAUUUGACAGCUUUUCUCUUGAAGUAUCGCUACCUCAAAGUGUCGUUGAAUAUGAAGAAGAAAUCUGGUUGUAUAUAAAACAGAAGUAUAGUUCUGAAUCUUAUUUCGUGGAAAAGCAUCCAUCCGAAAGCAUAUAUGUCAAAGAAUUCUUGAAAAUGUUGGUGACGCCUCUUUUGGAAACCUUGCUGGGUGUAAGGUCCGAUGUGGGUUCUUCUUUCCGAGUUCGCUUGACAUAUAGCAAUUCUGAUUCAUCAGCAAAGAAUCAUCAUGUAAAGGCGAAUAAUGGGUUCAAUAAGAGGAGAAAAACAGUGGUUAAUGGAACAGAUGGAAAUGAUGAGUCAAAGAAAAAUGGUGGCUGUUGUACAGGCGAAAAUCAUGAUCCCACCAAAAAUUCUUCGGUUAUUCAGAAAUGUGAUAUUGGUUUCCCCAAGUUAACUCGAGAUAAGGUCAAUCAGUGCUGCUCUUUGACUUUUCAGUGCUAUAGAACUUCUAUAUACAUUGGCGGGAGGUAUCUCAAGUACAGUAGAAAUGUAAGUCAAACUCGCUGGAUAAUUGAUGAUGAGCGAAAGGGUGAGGCAUCUGUUGAGGAAAUAGUUGGGGGCACUAUCUUUCCCCUGUGCCAAGGCGACAACUACAAGUUUCAUGCUGCCGGAAGAGAAGAUAUUGAUGUCCGGAUGCUGGGCACAGGGCGACCCUUUCUGGUUGAGAUACAAAAUGCUCGGAUACUCCCAUCUGAAAGUUUAAUAAAGAAUAUGGAAAACACAAUAAAUAGUCUCGAAAGCAAACUAGUUAAGGUUAAAAAACUUAAGGUUUUAGACAAUCAAGGUUGGGACCUCAUGCGUGAAGGAGAAGCUGAGAAGCAGAAACAGUAUGCUGCGCUUGUGUGGAUAUCCCGUCCGCUUGAGGAUGGCGAUGUGCAGAAAUUAUCUUCACUCAAGGACGUGCAAAUUUUGCAGAAAACACCAAUAAGAGUUCUUCACCGCCGGAGCCCGUUGGAGCGUGAAAAAGCUAUACAUUGGAUGAGAAUCGAGAGAUUAGCUGGAAGCUCUCAAUAUUUCCUUUUGCAUUUGUGCACACAGGCUGGAACAUACAUCAAGGAAUUCGUUCACGGAGAUCUUGGCCGCACACAUCCUAAUUCCAUCGUAACUUUCCAGUGUUGGUUCAAUCCUCCACUGCAGAGCCGAAAUACUGCAACUCGACGUCACAGAUGUGAAGAUGGAUUGGUUCCAUGAUUAGAUAAAGGUGCAGGCGAUCAUUUAGGUAUAUAUUUUUCCUUUCCUAGGCAUUCGAUAUUCAAGACUAUCCCAACAAUCCUGGUUUAAGUUAUAUAAACAAACCGGUCUUCCUAAAUUAUGAGGAGAUAAUGUGUCCUCUUCUACCGGUGUUGUUCGAUAAAUCUACAUUUGUUUUCUCUUCUUGGCAUUAGAAUAUUUCUUACUUUAUAAGUCCAAUGAGCCAAUAUACGUAGUUUUCUCUUUGAAUUAUUUUGGAAAUAGUAGUCUAUUUUAAGAUUCUUCGUCAACAGAUAUGUGCUGUUCAAACUUUGAGUGUGUUGAAAAUGAUAUUUUCUUUUAUGGUAUCUUUCUUUUUUGUUUGGUAAAAUUGUGUAAACAUAGUGAACAAAGCCAAGUCAUCUUUUGAACCAAAACUAGUUUUAAAUCAUCCAA